GAAGUAAUAUAGUUUACAGUCUCACUUAACUAAUUUGUAGCAAACGUGAUAGCCUAGCCUACUUCAUGAAGUUGCAAUUCAAGUCACGAUUGUAGCCUAUUAAUCCUCAUAAUGGAUCACCAUCAAUAUAAACAUCAUAAUAAAGACCCUACCUUGCUUCUGGUUUCUUGGAAUACCCUAGUGGAGGCUGGGUAACCUUUUGUGUAAGAAACUGUCACUAGCAUCAUAUUUCUCAGAGAGGGAGUAAGGGACGGGCAACACUAGAGGUAGAAGACCAGAACACCUCUAGAUUUUACAGGUAGCCCAUUCAAUAGACUACCGGACAGAUUUCAGAAGUAAUCUUCAGGCGUGCUGAAGUUAUAGGCCAGUCAACACCUCGAGGAACUACGGUGGACAGAAGACCAUCAUUUUGGAGAGCUCGUGUGUAUAAGAAAAGUAGAAAUGCGUGGGAUCCCGAACCUUGGGCGCGUGCCACUCCUGUGCACCUUGCUUUUUUGUUCGUUGCAAGGACGCUGGUGUGCUGUGACGGUCACUGUCACCCCCACGGUGGAGGCUCUGAAGGGGGAGACGGGCACCCUGCCCUGCUCCUUCGCCGUCACGCCCCCCUCCGAUAACGCCAUUGUUGAGUGGUUCAUCGAUGAGCCCGGUGCCCGCGCGCGGGUGGCCUACAGGCCCCAGUCCGGCGGGGAGGGCCGCAGCGACGAGGGCACCAAGCUGUCCGGGCGGGUGUCAAUGGGGGAGGACUUCUCCCUCUCCGUCGCCUCGGUGCAGGUGGAGGACCAGAGAAGCUUCCACUGCCAGGUGACGGCCGGGGCGGCCGGCGUCGGGGAGGGCACCACGGAGCUGAAGGUCUUCAAUGAGCCAGAUAAACCAGAGGUGAUGGGCUUGCCUGAAUUCAUUACCAUCUCAGAAAGUUCUGCGACGGAGAUCGGCCAGUGUGUGAGUAAGAACGGUCACCCGGAGCCUCGCCUGGUCUGGUACAAAGACUCCAGCCCCCUGGAAGAGGUGAAGGAGGUCAACGACAAGAUGUACAUGGUGUCCUCUGUGGUGCGGGAGGUGACGGGACUCUACACCAUGUCCAGCACCCUCUACCUGCAGGUCCGGAAGGAGGACAGGAAGUCGGCGUUCCACUGCAGGGUGGAGUACGUCAUGCUAAACGGCCUCGCCCAACACAAGGAUUCGGAGACCUUCACCCUCCCCCUGCAGUACCCCACGGAGCAAGUGACCUUUGCCCUGGUGAACCCUGACCCGGUCAAAGAGGGCGAUGACGUGCAGAUCAAGUGUGAGGCCGAUGGCAACCCCAAACCCGAGUAUGUCUUUACAUUCAAGAAAGAGGGAAAGGAAGAUGGGAGGAAGGAUGCUGUUGAGGGAAUCCUGACCCUGUCUCCGGUAACCCGUGACGACGCCGGCCUGUACCGCUGCGAAGCUCUGGACUUCGAUUCGUCCCCCGAGGUCGAGCUGGUGAAGGAGCUCACCCUGGCGGUCCACUACAUAGACCCCGUAACCGUGUCCCCCGCUGGCCCGGUGACCGCGCCUUUGGGAGGGAAGGUGGAGGUGACCUGCGACGCCGAAGCCUCGGCAGAACGCGCUCUGCAGUGGAAGAAGGGGUCGUCCGUGCUGUCCGAGACCGGGACCCUCGCCCUGGAGGACGUGAACUUCGCGGACGCGGGGGUGUACUCCUGCGUCGCCUCGGUGCCCAGCGUCCCCGGGCUCCAAGCGCACGCCAACGUCACGCUCAACGUGGCAGGGAAGCCGGAGAUCGACGCCCCCUCCGACGGCGUGGUGGAGAAGGAGGGCGACACCGUGACCCUCAGCUGCUCGGCCCGGGGCCACCCCGCCCCGCAGUUCACCUGGAAGCCCGCAGGGAACGAGUCCACGGCCGCGGAGGGCAACCGGGUGACCAGCACGGUCCGGCUGGAGGCCACGGCCGCCGUGCUGAAGGGCGGGGCCACCUGCGAGGCCACCAAUGAGCACGGAGCCGACUCCAAGCAGCUCAAGGUCGUCAUCGGCAAAGUUACUGCCACUGACGCUCCCACUCCUGACCGAGCGGACAAGCAGGCGGGUAACUCCAGCGGGGCAAUCAUCGCCGUGGUGAUCUCUCUGCUGCUCCUCCUCCUGCUGGCCUUGCUGCUGUACUUCCUGUGGAAGAAGGGAAAACUCUGCGGGAAAAAGGAGAAGAAGGGCGCAAAUGACGACGCGAACAACGGUACGGCGGUGGAGAUGUCGCCCGACAGAUCGAACGAGGAGAAGGGACUCCUGAACAAGCCGCCAGCUGCGGAUCAGUGAUGAACGAAAGGAAGGAGAUGUGGGGGGUAAUGACAGCUGGAGGAGUUAAUGGAUAUGAACUGGGACACAUUUAAUUUUCUACUCGAAGACAAACCUGAGAAAACCGGCAGGACUACAGUGAGAUGCAGUGUGGUUCGGGGCCUGGAAAAAAAAGUGAGGUGUCGAUGUGCUGUUAAUGUAUUCUGUGUAAAUUGUGACUAUAUAAAGAAGCCAACCCUUUCCAAUUAUAAAAAAACCCAGCCUUGUCAAACGCACAUAGCAAACUUAUAUGUGUUUAAUCAACUCUGUUUGGAUGAGUUUCUGUGUGGAGGGACCAGAUGUAUACUGCUUGAGCUAAGAGAGUAGAUUUUACACUGAACAUUUGCUGUGUAUCACAGACCUAACAGGGAAAUACAGGGACACAAUUAUACUACCCCAGACAAGAUUAAAUAGGCCUAUGUCAUUAUUACUGUAUUACAACUCAUAUAUAAUUGUUUUGUUUAUAUAUAUUGUUGCGAGAUGUGGUCUGUAGAUAUUGUGUCUUCCUGUGCGUGAAAUGAUGCCCUGAUAAUUGGUAUGAGAAAAUAGCAACAAUAGCACAAUGACAGGUCGGUCGGUGUAGAACCGCGGCUGUCAUCAACCGGUGGCCUUGGAAAUGUACUGCGGCGCGCGGUAGAGCAGGUUCAGUGUUACCAGCACUAGAAGCCAUUGCGGAGGAGACUGAUGAAUUGAAAAGUAAUAGUGUUUUUUCCCCAUUCAAAUAGAUGGUUUUAUAGUGAUUACUUAUGACUCUUUUGAAAAACGUUCCUUCCGUCAAAUUUAGACCGAACAAACAUUGCAUAAUCUUAGUUCUACCGAGUGUCUUAUUCUUAUCAUGCUAAAGUAUAUAAAAAAAGUAAUUUUAUGAUAAUCAGUACAUUUCGUUCCUGUUCAGUUAGUUUGGUAGUUACAUGUCAUGUGCCUGACAUGCCUUUUGUUAUAUUAACCCCCGGAAUUCAUGGGAAUCAUGCGGUAUUGCAGGGAAAGUGUUGUGCACUGAACAACUCUCCCGCUGUUCCGCACUGUACAAAAAACAUCCGGCUAAAUGGAAAACUCGUUUCUACAUUCCCCACAAGUCCCGGGCUACUAAAAUCAGCGGUGGAAAGUCCAGGGGUCAGAAAGACAAAGAAAAAGCUUCCACCCAUGAACUCAGUCAGCUGAUUUCACAUAGUUCUGCCUACUUCAAGAAGAACUGUGCUGAAGAAAUGUGCUAAUCGGCAAAUCCAGGUGAUUGGAACAGAACACUGGAGAGGACUUGUACUUUCUGUUUUUCAGGUCUGACGAAAAUAAAUCACCUGGUGAUGUUUAUGAUGAUGAUGAUGAUAAUGAUGAUAAAGACAACAGCAGUGAUUAACUCAAAUUAUAGGGUUGUAUCUAUGUAUGGUAUAGUUUUAAGUCCCGUCUUUUGCUUUCAGCAUGUUUUCCGAUGUACAAAAUUACAUUAAUUGUUUAACCUGUUAAGUUGGGGGAAAAAAACAUAUAACAUAUAACAUCCCCAUGUUGAUGAGACAUCUAAGAAAUCUGAGAUGGAAACCAAAGAAAUCCUGAUUAUUCGAGCAGAUUUUAUAAUCUGUGUUGACUGGUGCUUCGCUCAGGGGCAUGGCUUUGGCUCAUGGCUUAUCAGUGGUUUAUUGGGGUUUCAGCUCCUAGCUGAAGAGUUAUCACAACCAAAGACCGCUUCUCUUGUUUUACUUAUCCUGAAUUCUAAAAUCUUGACACUGGCUGGGCUUCAGUGCCGGAAAAAAAAAAUGCUUGCAUUGUGUUUUACAUCAAGCUGAAGUUUGUCUCUGAUAACCUUUGACAAAUCUGGACACUAGUCGAUGUUGAUCUAUAUACUCUGUAGAAAUAAAGUUUGAUUCUGUGGGAACCGCCGUGUCUGCAAAGCCCCUCUGUGUGUAGACCUGAUAAGAGGAGGCUGGAAUGGGCGUUUUUGUCGUCAUUAUUCAGUCUAAUACGCCGAUCCAACGUACAUUUUGAGAUUUCGGGUAACGGGACAGAACCUGCUCCUAGUUCUGGGCCUUGGUGUCCUACUUCCUCUCCCUUUAUAACGUAUUGGCCAGAACAGGUUUGUGUAAAUGUGGUGUAGGUCUCCACUGACAACACAACAUCAUAUUUCCUUACCUCAGCAGUGAAUGCGGUUUACGCAACACUUUCUAUUUCUAAAGCAACGAGUAGCAUAACGUGAUGCCUCUUAGUGCCAAACUGCUCAGGACGGGUGAAAGCAAAUUAAAGCAUUCCUAUAACCUGGAAUGCUGCUUAUUUAUGUAAAUUAGAUUUUUUGAAAAUACACAUUCUGUAGUAUUGUGAAACUACUGAGUUGCUAAUUCGUCUCUGCCUUUUUUUUUCAAACAUCUUGAGAAAAAAAGUGUAGCUAUAUUUUGAAUUUAAUGAAAUGUGCUGUGGAUACAAGUGUUUUUUUCAUUAUGGUAUAAACUACAUGUAUUUUUUUGUAUGCAGCGCACAAUUGGUUGCUUUUCUCUUUGUUGAAUAGAAUGUUAGUGAACCAACAAAUAAACUAGGCUAAAUGCCAUGCUUCCACUGCGUUCUUUUAAAUAGCUCUGUUAAACUACCUGUUAAACAUUAUGUGUGUUUCUUUACAUCUGCCAUUUUGUGCAGUCCGUCUAUUACAGAAUAAACAUAUAAAAACAG
Anguilla rostrata (American eel) is the source of this 4953-nucleotide messenger RNA. Its product is annotated as basal cell adhesion molecule-like. Bases 442 to 2286 code for a protein of 614 amino acids. The record is from RefSeq and is a predicted model, not a curated record. The transcript is spliced from 16 exons. NCBI's taxonomy places the organism in Eukaryota, Metazoa, Chordata, Actinopteri, Anguilliformes, Anguillidae.